Molecule: messenger RNA, 1337 nt
Organism: Quercus lobata
Lineage: Eukaryota; Viridiplantae; Streptophyta; Magnoliopsida; Fagales; Fagaceae
Product: protein YIPF1 homolog
Exons: 6
Coding region: 88-930 (280 amino acids)
Biological process (GO): vesicle-mediated transport
Cellular component (GO): membrane; Golgi apparatus
Molecular function (GO): small GTPase binding
Source: RefSeq, a predicted model, not a curated record
UAGUAGUAGAAAAAGAAGAGGAAGAAGAAGAAGAAGAAGAAACGCAGAGAGAGAGAGAGAGAGAGAGAAAGAGAAAGAGAGAGAAAGAUGAUGUCAGGGGGCAAUUACACAAGCUUAGAUAACCAAAAGGUCUCAGGAUCUGUUCCUGCUGUACCAGAUCCAGGCCAAGUCACCGUCAAAUUCGAAGAUUCAACACUUCAAACGUUUCCUCCAUCCGGAGCGCAAGGGAAGAUCUCCGGGGCUUCUCUCCCUCCUCGAGAUGCUGACGAUACAUUUUCAAAACCAGUGGCUGGUUCUGAUGAACCCCAGCAGAGUGGUUGGUUUCGGACAUUCACAGUUGCUUCCUACAAACCAUACUUUGAUGUUGACACUACGGAUGUUGUGGAGAGAAUUAAAGAUUCACUCUUUCCAUUUAGGGGAACUUUUAAUGAAAAAACUUCUAGCAAUCCAGAUUUGUAUGGACCAUUCUGGAUAUGCACUACCCUCAUAUUUGUAGCAGCUUCUAUUGGCACUUUUGUGACCUAUGUAGCACACAAGCUGAAGAAAAAAGAAUGGAAUUAUGACAUAAAUUUGGUAACUUGGUCUGCGGGAGUGUUCUAUGGUUACGUCACUAUUGUACCUCUUGUAUUGUACGUAAUCCUUAAAUACUUCUCAGCUCCAUCUGGCCUUGUUCAGCUGUUUUGUCUCUAUGGCUACUCCCUAUUUGUCUUUAUUCCAGCUCUGUGUCUCUCUGUUGUGCCAUUGGAAAUCUUUAGAUGGGUUGUAGCAGGUGUAGCUGGGUUAAUGUCAGCUACAUUUGUGGCUCUUAACCUCAAAGCCCACAUUAAGUCAGCCGGUGAAAGGUGGUUCAUCAUAGUGGCUGGCAUCUUUCUAUUGCAGCUGGGGCUGUCUGUUGUACUAAAGCUCUACCUAUUCACUGUAACAGUGUAAGGACGAACUGGUUAUACCUCAGGUGGAAUGAACAGAAUUGUAGAUCGAAGAAAAGAGUUUUUUGGUCCUUUGGCUUUCUAUUCUUAUGAUUCAUAGUAGAGAUGUUAUUAGCUGAUCAAGACCUCAUUGCUAUUCAUUGAUCUGUAGCAAAUAUAAAUUCAAAUGAAUAUUCUUCUAUCGACACAAUUACAAUCUCGUCACUGUCAAACUUUAUUGAGAGGAAGACAAGGGCCUAAAGAAAAUCAGUGGGAGAAACCUCUUGAGCUUGUGUACCAUGACAUACAUAUAUAAAAUAUAGUUCUUUGAUUGUAAUUUUAAGCUCUAUAAUUUUGCAUUUCUUAUAUGCUCCGUAUACAGCUUGGUGGAACAAUGGUUAUUGCUAAAUAUUAAACUGUUGUACUUUGCUA